AUGGAUAAAACUUGGGUUUGGUUACCAAGGAAUAGCCUUGAGUAUGAGAAAGGAGCCAGUGACUUUGUGUCUUCUUCAUCGAGCCGUUUAGGUGUUCCAGCUGAAAUGUUCUGCCCUUGUGUUGAUUGCCGCAAUGUCUGCCAUCAGUCUAGUGAUACAGUUUUCGAGCAUCUUGUGAUUAGAGGGAUGGAUCCGAAGUACAAGAUUUGUAAAUUCUGGUCUAAACACGGAGAUAUAAGGCCUGAUAAGCCAUGUGAUAUCAACUCGUCUGAGAAUGAGGCGUAUGAGUUGUUUAGAACAGCUUUCAUGGCAAGUGAAGACCAUCAGUCAGCUCAGCAGGAGAGUGCAGAGGCGUUUGCGGGUAUUGACAGACUAGAAGAACCUGAGUUCAGAAAAAAAUUGGAGGAUGCAGAAACUCCGUUGUACUCUCAGUGUGCUAAAUACACGAAGGUUGCUGCGAUCAUGGGACUCUACAAGAUUAAGGUCAAAAGUGGGAUGUCUGAGAGCUAUUUUGAUCAGUUAUUGGCGUUAAUUCAUGACAUGCUUCCGAAGGAGAAUGUGCUACCUAAGUCUACAGAUGAGGUUAAGAAAUUUCUGAAACAGUUUGGGUUUGGAUGCAGUGAAUCAAGAUGGGAGAAGGAUAAGCAUACUGGUGAAGAGAAGAAAGGGAUUCCGGCUAAGGUGCUUAGGUAUUUUCCGAUAAAAGACAGGUUCAUAAGAAUGUUUAGAUCAAAGCGUUUGGCGGAGGACUUGUGUUGGCAUUCCUCAAAUACUUCUACCGAUGGAACUAUGCGACAUCCAGUGGAUUCAGUGACUUGGGGUCAGAUUAACAGCAAAUGGCCGGAGUUUGCUGCUGAAGCAAGAAACCUAAGACUAGGUAUCUCUACUGAUGGCAUGAAUCUGUUCUCCAGCCAGAACACCAAGUAUAGCACAUGGCCUGUUCUCUUAGUCAACUACAACAUGGGCCCGACUCAGUGCAUGAAAUCCGAGAACAUUAUGUUGACAAUGUUGAUACCUGGCCCAACCGCACCAAGCAACAACAUUGACGUCUAUCUCCAGCCACUGAUAGAGGACCUGAAGAGUUUGUGGACAGAAGGUAUGGCAGUGUAUGAUUCGUUUAAGAAGGAGAGUUUCAAUCUUAGAGCUAUGUUGAUGUGGAGUAUCACCGACUAUCCUGGUUUAGGUACAUUAGCUGGCUGUAAAGUGAAGGGGAAGCAAGCCUGUAAUGUCUGUGGCAAGGAUACACCGCAUAUGGGGAACAUGAAGCGUCUCAUGCCUAAUCAUCCUAAUAGAAGAAGGAAAAGAUGGUUUGACAACACGGUGGAGCUUGGUACUGCAAAUAGGAUUCAGAGUGGUGCUGAAAUCUGUGAUAGUCUUAGGGAUUUUAAAAACGACUUUGGGAAAAAGUUAAGUAAGAAGAGUAAGCGAAAAAGGACAACAGGAGAUGAGGAUGAUGUUGUUUCAGCUGACGAGUACGAAGAAGAUGAUGAUCUCUGGCGGUGGAAGAAAAAAUCAAUUUUCUUUGACUUACCUUAUUGGAAGGAUAUGCCUGUUAGGCAUAACAUAAAUGUUAUGCACGUGGAGAAGAAUGUCUCUGAUGCAUUGCUAUCUAUUCUGAUGCAUAGUGGGAAAUCAAAGGAUGGCCUCAAAGCAAGAAAAGAUUUAGAAGACAUGGGUAUUAGAAGCAACUUACAUACAGAGAUAAGGGGAAAGAGUACUUACUUGCCUCCAGCUGUGUAUUGA
This is a messenger RNA of Brassica oleracea var. oleracea, 1743 nucleotides long. RefSeq lists its product as uncharacterized. NCBI's taxonomy places the organism in Eukaryota, Viridiplantae, Streptophyta, Magnoliopsida, Brassicales, Brassicaceae. The transcript is spliced from 4 exons. The record is from RefSeq and is a predicted model, not a curated record. The coding region runs from base 1 to 1743 and encodes 580 amino acids.